AUGGACACUAUGCUCACAAAUGUCCCGGGGACCGUUGCCUACUUGGACGAAAUCUUGGUCGUUGGUCGAACAGACGAGAAACUUUUCCAGAGGUUUGAUAAGGUCAUGGAAAACCUCAGUGAUUACGGCUCCAAAAUAAACAUGGAAAAAAGUAAAUUUUUGCGGAAGGAACUUCACCAUCUCGGAUGUGUAGCAAACGAAACCGGAAAAGCCCCAGACUCCGACAGAAUACUUGCACUUCAGAAAAUACGAACUCCACAGAACGUAAAGGAAUUACAAUCCUUUAUGGGAUUUUCAGUUACUAAGACCCUUUUAUUGAGGGACUUCAUAGCUUGA
Molecule: messenger RNA, 336 nt
Organism: Dibothriocephalus latus
Lineage: Eukaryota; Metazoa; Platyhelminthes; Cestoda; Diphyllobothriidea; Diphyllobothriidae
Source: the annotation of a GenBank genome assembly